Messenger RNA from Nasonia vitripennis (jewel wasp), 3340 nucleotides. Its product is annotated as carboxylesterase clade F, member 2. Lineage: Eukaryota; Metazoa; Arthropoda; Insecta; Hymenoptera; Pteromalidae. Bases 198 to 1943 code for a protein of 581 amino acids. The transcript is spliced from 9 exons. The record is from RefSeq and is a predicted model, not a curated record.
CAUCCACCUAUGCGUAAGCUUUCCAGAGUCACUCGCAGUCUCACUCCUGACAUCGCGGGGAGUACACGUAUCUCUCCGGCGCAGCAAGAAGUACUCACGUUUGCAAUUUAUUUUUUAAUAAUAAAACACGGAUAUUUUAUACUUCCAAAGUGAAUUUUUAUUUUACUCAACAUCGUAUUUGUUUGAUUUUGCAAACCAUGAGAGGAUUUUUGUACCUCUUGUUGGGCACAUUUUUGCUAGCGGAUAGUGCGCUAGCUUACAAGCCGCUGGCGCAUAUAAAAAAUGGCACAUUGGAAGGUACUGUUAUGAAAAGUCGGAAAGGAAGAGAGUUUUAUGGCUUUCGAGGAAUACCGUACGCUUUGCCACCUAUAAGCGAACUUCGUUUCGAGCCUCCGAAACCGGCUGCCGCCUGGGCCGGUGUCCGAUCGGCCAAGGAAGAUGCGAACAUCUGCACUCAGAGAAACAUAUACACGCACCAGGAGGAAAUAGUUGGAAUCGAAGAUUGCUUGUAUCUGAACGUCCACACGCCUAAGCUUCCCGGUAGAAACGAGGCAAAUUACGGCGCCUAUCCUGUCAUGGUUUGGUUCCACGGCGGCGGCUGGGUUACCGGAGCCGGACACUCCGAGUUUUAUGGACCUAAAUUUUUGCUCGAUCACGAUGUUAUUCUGGUCACCGUCAAUUACAGGUUGGGACCACUCGGAUUCCUGAGCACGGAGGACCUUGUGACGCCUGGCAACAACGGCAUGAAAGACCAGGCGCAGGCGAUCCGCUGGGUCCACGAGAACAUCGCGGACUUCGGCGGGGACCCGAACCGCGUGACGCUGUUCGGCGAGAGCGCCGGCGGAGUCGCCGUGCACUAUCACAUGACAAGCCCCCUGUCAAGAGGUCUCUUCCAGCGCGGCAUAUCUCAGAGCGGCACGGCCCUGUGUCCGUGGGCCCUGACUCGGCCAGGCCUCGCGAGGAAGAAGGCCCAGCGGGUGGCCGAGUUGCUGGGCUGCCCGAAGGACGAUUCGCGCAAACUCGUCGACUGCCUACGCACCAAAGAGGCCGUCGACAUCAUCGGCACCGAUCGCGCCUUCCAGGUGUUCGACUACUGUCCCAUGAUACCGUUUAGACCUGUUAUUGAACCAGAUCAUCCAGGAGCAUUUUUGAAAGAGGAUCCAGCAAUUUCCUUGAAGAAUGGCAGACUUAGUGACAUUACUUGGAUGACAGGAAUCACUUCUCACGAGGGUACUCUCAGAGUACCUGGGCUUUACGGAUUAAACAAUGGUGAAUUAAUAAAACGUCUGGAUAAAGAUUUUGAGAAUCUCGCACCAACAACUUUGUUAUUUGAAGAUACAUGCCCACAGCAAAACUACAAAAAUGUAUCGAAAGCGAUUCGUGAAUUUUAUUUUGGUGAUAAACCUUUAGACAAGUCGACUAAAUAUGAAGUUAUCAAUAUGUACUCCGAUGCCUGGUUUAACUAUGCCGCCGAUGAAGCUGUACGUGAUCACCUGAAGUUGUUCUCCUCGCCGAUUUACUACUAUUACUUCUCAUACAGAGGAAGUGCUUCGUUCAGUCGAAUUUUCGGUGACCCCACAGAAGAUUACGGAGUCUCUCACGCAGAUGAAUUACAAUAUCUAUUCCCGGUAGGCGAGCAGCUUUUCCAAGACAUUCCACUUAGUAAGGAAGAUAACCGAAUCAUCGACAUUGUCACGGCUCUUUGGUACAAUUUCGCCAAAUCUGGAAAUCCCACACCUGAAAUAACUCCUGAUACACCAACUAAAUGGAAACCAGUACACACACCGGCUUUGGAAUAUCUCAAUAUUGGCAACUCUAAAGAUAUCCAUAUGUCCAAGAAUCUUUUCCCAGAACGAUUGAAAUUCUGGAGUGAUCUGAUGCCAUCGAUUCGUGAUAUAGAUGGCGUUACGUAUCAGUAUAAACCAAUCAGAGAUGAGCUUUGAAUGAUACUCAGACAAUUCUUCAUAUUUGUUGAAUCACAUAUAAGAAAUGGUGCUAUAUAUUAUUAUUGAUUUUAAUUAAUUAUAAUGUAGAAUUAAUUAACAUGCAGAUUAGCGUGACUGACAAAAUAUUCAGUUAAAAAUAGGAGUGCAAUAAUUAUGAAUUUUAUAUUAAAAUUUAUACAUGUAAAUAUAAAUGAUUUGCAAUCGCACGCAUGGAUAAAAGAAUUAAAAUUUUUUAUACAUUUACUUUGACAGAAGAGCGAUAUGUUCAAAAUGUUCAUUAAAUCGUUGAUCGAAAAUGAAACAAUUGUUUAUGUAUUACGUUUUAUUUAUCAAGAAUUUAUUUAUUAACACGAAGUCAGUUUUCGAAUUUAAUAAUAAUUGAUUGUUAAUAAUCGUGAUCGUGUAUAUGAAAAUUUAAAAUAAUAAAUUAUACGUUCUCAAAAUAUUUAAUAAUUUACAUGUACACAUUUUCAAAUUUUCAUGAUGUAUUUUGCCCAUACGUAGAUUCAUCUUUAGAUUUAUUUGAAAUCCUAUUAAUAUCCUUAUUUGGCGGAAGCAAUAAACCCAUACACGUAACAAAGCUGUUUUCUAAAAGGGAAGAUUCCACGUGCGGAUGGUUGUUUUUGUUUUUAGAUGUUUUCACGUUAAUCCAUGGCAUUUUUGCUAAAAUUUCGAAACCAAAUCUUUGCGCUGAAACCAUAGAUUCUUAUCAAACCUUAUAUUAUUGACAAAUUAAAAAGAAAGAACAGGCACAAUUUUGUUAAUAUAGUAAUUUAACAAUCGUUCUUAUUAUAUUUGGAAGCAAUAAUAUUCGUGUAUACCAAUAGUUUGACUUGGUCCUGCGGAAAAUAUUCCAAUGCAUAGAGGGCAUUGCUGUUCCUGAGCUUUCGAUAAACAAGCUCGAACUAAUGAAGUGCCAAUUCCUUUUCCAUAAUAUUUAGGUUUAACGCAUACAACAUGGAUACAGCAAUACUUGUCAAAUUGAUAUUUUUUGUUCGACUUGGCUUCUUUCAAAAGUGCUUUUUCUAGCUUUAAAACGUUGAACACAUCUUUACUUGUUAAAACCCGCUAAAAAAUUAUCGUACUGCUAUAGAUAGGUAUAAUAAUAAAAUAUUGUUAACAAUAGUCCUAAACAACAUUGGUAGUGCUUACAUUUUCUUCUUCAUAAUUGUCUUCUUCUGUUAACGUAAUCUUUGUCAUGGCUACUCCAACGAUUUCUCCAGUGCCUUCUUCUAUUGCACAAAAACUAUUACUAUUAGAUAUUAAAUCUAGAAUAAAUUUUUGAUAUUUAUUUAUCGUAUUAGAAUCGAUGUAUAAAGUUGAUGAUGCGCAUGAAUGAUUAGAACAAAAGUAAUGUACCUGGAAAAUAUAAUUCAAAAUAUUAUUAGAAGUUA